Messenger RNA from Gadus morhua (Atlantic cod), 1543 nucleotides. Its product is annotated as E3 ubiquitin-protein ligase TRIM39-like. The record is from RefSeq and is a predicted model, not a curated record. The transcript has a single exon. The annotation marks the transcript as partial. Gene Ontology annotation, molecular function: protein binding; zinc ion binding. NCBI's taxonomy places the organism in Eukaryota, Metazoa, Chordata, Actinopteri, Gadiformes, Gadidae.
AGGAUGUGUAAGAAACACGACCGACUUCUGGAGCUCUUCUGCCAGACUGAACAGGUGUGUGUGUGUCUGUUGUGCACAGUGACAGACCACAAGUCCCAUCCUGUUGUACCUCUAAAGGAGGAAUAUGAAGUGAAGACGGCCCAGCUGGGGAAGACGGUGACUGACGUUCCGCAAAAGAUCCAGGAGAGAAAACAAAAGAUUAAGGAGAUCAAAGACACAUUGGAACUGAGCAACAAAGACGCAGACAGAGAGAUAGCCCAUGGUGGGCAGGUCUUCACUGCUCUGAUAGGCUGUGUUGAAAAGGGCCGGGAUGAAUUCAACCAAACGGUUAAAGAGAAACUGAAAUACACAGUGAAACGAGCUGAAGACCUCAUCAAAGACCUGGAGCAGGAAAUAGAAGAUCUGACCAAUAGAAGCUCAGAGGUGAAGCGGCUCUCACACACUGAAGACCACCUCCACUUCCUCCAGACCUUCAGAUCCCUGAAGGAUCCUCCACCCACCAGGGACUGGACCACGGUGGAGGUCCGUCCUCCGUCAUACGUAGGGACCUUGAGGAGAUCCCUGGAUCAGCUGGAGGAGACACUGAACAUGGAGAUGAAGAAGCUGCGUGAUGCUGAACUGAAGAGGAUCCAGAAGUAUGAAGUAGAUGUGACUCUGGAUCCUGAUACAGCUCAUCACAGACUCAUCCUGUCUGAGGAUGGGAAACAAGUACAUGAUGGAGGUGUGAGGAAGAAACUCCCAUACAACCCUGAGAGAUUUAGAUACAAUACAUUUGUUCUCACGAGGCAGAGCUUCUCCUCAGGGAGAUUUUACUUUGAGGUCCAGGUUAAAGACAAGACUGCAUGGUUGUUAGGAGUGGCCAGAGAGUCCAUCAACAGAAAAGGUCUGACCAGGAGGACCCCUGAGACGGGUUACUGGACUCUGGACUACGACAAGGAUGCGUUCAUGUUUAAUGAUAACCCUUCUGUCCGUCUCCCUCGGAGAGCUGAGCUCCAGAAGGUGGGGGUGUUUGUUGAUUAUGAUGAGGGUCUGGUCUCCUUCUAUGAUGUGGAAGCCAGGGUUCAUAUCUACUCUGCUACUGGCUGCACCUUCACUGAGCCUCUCUGUCCAAUCCUCGGUCCAUGGUUCAACUCUGCCCCCCUGAUCAUCUCACCUGUCAAUCAAACAGAGUAGGACCUUUGUUUGAUAAUAAAAUAAUCAAACGACCAAAACUACUAAUGUUGUUUCCUGAAUUAGAAUAGAAUUAGAAUCUCUACUAUGUGAGAUCUGGGAGAUCUGCAUUAAUGUCAUACUGCUGUCAUUUAACGAAGAGAAUAUUUGUAAGAAUUAACCCUGCAGUUGUGUUAUAUAACCCUUUAUAAAGGGUUAUAUUACACUCCAUUUAUGUGUCUGUUUUUCCUUUAUUUAUUUUACAUGUUUAAAGAUAUAAAAUUGGUUGCAGUUAUGUAGAACAUGUUUAGAGGAUUAACAUGUAUAUAUAAUAAAAUAUUUAACAAUUCUAUUGGUUUUCAUUUCUGAUUAUGUAAUGACCAAACAAUUCAAU